AUGGAGGGAGACUCAUCUAAUGGAUCUGCAGGUCCUACGGCCGCGCCCUCGCAGGUGCCUGACCCGACGCAAGCUACUCAGCAAACGGCAUCCCUUGACCAAAUCCAGACCAUGUUGGAAGCAAAAGACGACACGUCGAGAUUUGUGGGCUUGGCUCUCCUCAAGAGCGUCCUGGACAACUCUGAAGAAAUCCGGAACGAUGCCGAGACUGUCUCGAACCUAUGGGCAUCAAUCUCCCCAAAAUUCCUCGACCGGCUAGUGAAGACGGGUUCGUCCGCCCAGUCCGCCCAAGCAGAUGCCAGAAAUAUGUUGGACCUCGCCGUCUCAGUCAUCCACACCUUCACGUCACUGCUGCCAGACCAGGCCAAGAGAGACAAGCGGCUUGUCGGGAGGCUGCCCCUGCUGGUGUCUGCCUUGCUACAGAGCUCCGGCGAGACGUCUCAAUUGAUUGUACAGACGAUUCUCACUCUGGUUGUCUACCCCGAAGGCGCCAAAGUGUUUGUCGACAUAGAAGAUGUCAGCUCCUUGGUUGAAAUUGCACCAGAUAACCCAUCUGCUCUCGAGAUAUUUUCCUUCGCGUACAUCAACUGCAUGGACCUUGCCGAGGACAGGACAAUCCUACAAGCGAAAAUCGACAGUACCAUUCGAGCUUUAGUCUCAACCUUCACUGGCACAGAUGGAGUUACUUUGCUCGAAUUUCUCGGCAAAUUCCUCCGAAAUUCCGACCCCAAGGCACUUCCAUCGAAUCCUAAGUGGAUCAAGCCUGUCAUCGACUUCAUCAGGAGGCUGCUGACGAGCAGACCCGCACCUGAGGCCAGGAAUGCAUACACCAUUGCGGCUGCCUCACUGCUUGAGGUGUAUCACACCGAAGCCGCCAAGCUACUUUUCACAAGCGACGUGAAGGAAGACAAGCCGUUCUCCUACCUAUUAAUCACACUCCUACUCACCGAUACAAGAGUAACAUUGCCGCGGCUUCUGGAGCUCCUCAACGACCCCACAUACCCGUCCGUCGCCCAGCGCAUAGGCUCGGCCUUUGAUGUUGCAACACACUUCGUCGGGUAUCUCGUGAGAAGCUUAGAUGAUGAGCAAUCGUCGCCAGGCAACUUGAUCAUGCCACCGGACUUCUUGCUGAAGAUUCGGAGGACCAUCUCAGAGGCCAUGUCCAUAGCCAUCGAGUUCCUCCGAGACAGGUGGGAUGCCUCUGUAGCGGGUGCUCUGGGCUUGCACCCCGAUGCUCGCACAAAGGAGACAGAUACGUCUGCAGGGAAGAGACUGACCAUCUCUUGGGAGUCCAAGAAGGACAACAUCCAUGAAGACCCUCUCAUCCUAGCAGUCGUCCGUGCUUUGGCCCUUUGGCUCCGCGAAGACGACAACGAGCUUCUGAGGAAAGAGGCUGCGGGUCUUGUUGACAUGUUGAUUGACUUGUACAAAUUAAGCUCACCAGCCAAGCUCGAUUUCCGGUCGCCUAUCCUGGUCGGCUUGGAGGGUAUUCUUGUCGAGAAGGCAGGGCUGGAGGAGUUUUCCACCCACAACGGCUGGCAGGCCCUCACACAGGACUUGAUAUCCAUCCUGCAGCACACGUCCCGGGUGAACGACGAAGUUGAGGCGGCGCGCGGGAUCGAGAUCGUGCGUGUCUUGUUACCAAUCGUCGAGGGAGAGGACGGCGGUGCGAGAGAAGACUGGAUGGCGUUCGUCACCGCCGUCGCCGCCUGGGACGUCCCGGAGGCCGAGCAGCCGCUUCUUGUCCAAGAAGCUCAGAUUGCCGCUCUUCAAUUGGCGACUGCCUUGAUCGUCAGCGCUCAUGAGGGUAUGAGGAGGCGCUAUGUGCACUCCACGAGCGCGAUUCUCGGGAUAGCCGCGCGGUUGCAGAAGCACGUGGGCGUUGGCCAUCCCCUGAAGGACUCGUUGGACGACGUGCUGGAGACUCUGGGUAGACUUCGAUAG
This is a messenger RNA of Colletotrichum karsti, 1944 nucleotides long. RefSeq lists its product as uncharacterized. Bases 1 to 1944 code for a protein of 647 amino acids. The transcript has 3 exons. NCBI's taxonomy places the organism in Eukaryota, Fungi, Ascomycota, Sordariomycetes, Glomerellales, Glomerellaceae. The record is from RefSeq and is a predicted model, not a curated record.